CCUGUACUGUCAGUGGGCUAACAACCUCAUCGCUAUGCUGGGUACUCGCUUCACGUCAACUCCUUACAUUCUGAAGUUAACCUGUUAACAAAUCAGAUGUGAAGCUCGUAGCAAACAAUGGAACCUGUCUGAAUUCUUCUUUGACAUCUUGAACAGAAUCAGUAUUAAAGCUCUCAAAUUCCAAACAUAAGGGUGAUCAAUUGUUGGUUGAACUGGUAAUUUGUGCAUGGAGAAGUAACUUCCCUUUCAAAGGUUCAAAACAUUUCUGAGGACUGUUAUGUAAUGCUUCAUUGUGUUAGAUACAUGUCGCGAGAGUAAGGUAACGAUAGAUAUGAUACGCAAUACGAUACAUGUCGCGAGAGUAAGGUCGCAAUAGAUAUGAUACACUAUACAAUACAUGUUGUGAGAGUAAGGUCGCAAUAGAUAUGAUACACUAUACAAUACAUGUUGUGAGAGUAAGGUCGCAAUAGAUAUGAUACACUAUACAAUACAUGUUGUGAGAGUUAAGGUCACGAAAGAUAUGAUACACUAUACAAUACAUGUUGUGAGAGUAAGGUCGCAAUAGAUAUGAUACACUAUACAAUACAUGUUGUGAGAGUAAGGUCGCAAUAGAUAUGAUACACUAUACAAUACAUGUUGUGAGAGUUAAGGUCACGAAAGAUAUGAUACACUAUACAAUACAUGUUGUGAGAGUUAAGGUCACGAAAGAUAUGAUACACUAUACAAUACAUGUUGUGAGAGUUAAGGUCACGAAAGAUAUGAUACACUAUACAAUACAUGUUGUGAGAGUUAAGGUCACGAAAGAUAUGAUACACUAUACAAUACAUGUUGUGAGAGUUAAGGUCACGAAAGAUAUGAUACACUAUACAAUACAUGUUGUGAGAGUUAAGGUCACGAAAGAUAUGAUACACUAUACAAUACAUGUUGUGAGAGUUAAGGUCACGAAAGAUAUGAUACACUAUACAAUACAUGUGAGAGUUAAGGUCACGAAAGAUAUGAUACACUAUACAAUACAUGUGAGAGUUAAGGUCACGAAAGAUAUGAUACACUAUACAAUACAUGUUGUGAGAGUUAAGGUCACGAAAGAUAUGAUACACUAUACAAUACAUGUUGUGAGAGUUAAGGUCACGAAAGAUAUGAUACACUAUACAAUACAUGUGAGAGUUAAGGUCACGAAAGAUAUGAUACACUAUACAAUACAUGUGAGAGUUAAGGUCACGAAAGAUAUGAUACACUAUACAAUACAUGUUGUGAGAGUUAAGGUCACGAAAGAUAUGAUACACUAUACAAUACAUGUUGUGAGAGUUAAGGUCACGAAAGAUAUGAUACACUAUACAAUACAUGUGAGAGUUAAGGUCACGAAAGAUAUGAUACACUAUACAAUACAUGUGAGAGUUAAGGUCACGAAAGAUAUGAUACACUAUACAAUACAUGUUGUGAGAGUUAAGGUCACGAAAGAUAUGAUACACUAUACAAUACAUGUUGUGAGAGUUAAGGUCACGAAAGAUAUGAUACACUAUACAAUACAUGUUGUGAGAGUUAAGGUCACGAAAGAUAUGAUACACUAUACAAUACAUGUUGUGAGAGUUAAGGUCACGAAAGAUAUGAUACACUAUACAAUACAUGUUGUGAGAGUUAAGGUCACGAAAGAUAUGAUACACUAUACAAUACAUGUUGUGAGAGUUAAGGUCACGAAAGAUAUGAUACACUAUACAAUACAUGUUGUGAGAGUUAAGGUCACGAAAGAUAUGAUACACUAUACAAUACAUGUUGUGAGAGUUAAGGUCACGAAAGAUAUGAUACACUAUACAAUACAUGUUGUGAGAGUUAAGGUCACGAAAGAUAUGAUACACUAUACAAUACAUGUUGUGAGAGUUAAGGUCACGAAAGAUAUGAUACACUAUACAAUACAUGUUGUGAGAGUAAGGUCGCAAUAGAUAUGAUACACUAUACAAUACAUGUUGUGAGAGUUAAGGUCACGAAAGAUAUGAUACACUAUACAAUACAUGUGAGAGUUAAGGUCACGAAAGAUAUGAUACACUAUACAAUACAUGUGAGAGUUAAGGUCACGAAAGAUAUGAUACACUAUACAAUACAUGUUGUGAGAGUUAAGGUCACGAAAGAUAUGAUACACUAUACAAUACAUGUUGUGAGAGUUAAGGUCACGAAAGAUAUGAUACACUAUACAAUACAUGUUGUGAGAGUUAAGGUCACGAAAGAUAUGAUACACUAUACAAUACAUGUUGUGAGAGUUAAGGUCACGAAAGAUAUGAUACACUAUACAAUACAUGUUGUGAGAGUUAAGGUCACGAAAGAUAUGAUACACUAUACAAUACAUGUUGUGAGAGUUAAGGUCACGAAAGAUAUGAUACACUAUACAAUACAUGUUGUGAGAGUUAAGGUCACGAAAGAUAUGAUACACUAUACAAUACAUGUUGUGAGAGUUAAGGUCACGAAAGAUAUGAUACACUAUACAAUACAUGUUGUGAGAGUUAAGGUCACGAAAGAUAUGAUACACUAUACAAUACAUGUUGUGAGAGUUAAGGUCACGAAAGAUAUGAUACACUAUACAAUACAUGUUGUGAGAGUUAAGGUCACGAAAGAUAUGAUACACUAUACAAUACAUGUUGUGAGAGUAAGGUCACGAAAGAUAUGAUACACUAUACAAUACAUGUUGUGAGAGUAAGGUCACGAAAGAUAUGAUACACUAUACAAUACAUGUUGUAAGAGUAAGGUCACGAAAGAUAUGAUACACUAUACAAUACAUGUUGUGAGAGUUAAGGUCACG
Messenger RNA from Haliotis rufescens (red abalone), 2788 nucleotides. RefSeq names its product dynein heavy chain-like. Lineage: Eukaryota; Metazoa; Mollusca; Gastropoda; Lepetellida; Haliotidae. The transcript is spliced from 2 exons. The coding region runs from base 615 to 1937 and encodes 440 amino acids. The record is from RefSeq and is a predicted model, not a curated record.